Molecule: messenger RNA, 999 nt
Organism: Botrytis sinoallii
Lineage: Eukaryota; Fungi; Ascomycota; Leotiomycetes; Helotiales; Sclerotiniaceae
Exons: 1
Coding region: 1-999 (332 amino acids)
Biological process (GO): regulation of cyclin-dependent protein serine/threonine kinase activity
Cellular component (GO): cyclin-dependent protein kinase holoenzyme complex; nucleus
Molecular function (GO): cyclin-dependent protein serine/threonine kinase regulator activity; protein kinase binding
Source: RefSeq, a predicted model, not a curated record
AUGUCUCCCUUACCUACAGAUGGAUCUGACUCGACGGCUUUCGUGAAUUCGAACCACGGUUCAGAUGACCAUACUGACCACGAACUACCACCACCACCGAAUCCUUCAUCCGAUGCAGGUCUGACGGUUGACCCUUGUGCAAAUGAUCGUGGAGUUUCACCACCAUCUCCAAGUAGCAUCGAUAUAUUUACUCUUUCGCCGAUAACAGCACUUAAAUUGUUAUGUGCUGGUAUCGAAGCUCUAGUUCAAUUUACGGGAGAUAUUCCUCCCAUGCCAGCGUCGGCCGAAACGACGAUGCCAAAUAUGAGGGGAAUGCAGGCAGAGAAAGAAAAUAUACGACGGUCUGGAUCAUGGACAAACUUAGCAGGUUUUCGACAACGAACUUCUGGAUCAGAUGUUAUAGAUGGAGUAAAUCUUCGUCCGAAACCUCUGGAAACACAGCAUAUCGUGCCCGCAGAACCAUAUAUUAUCGUUGGAGAGAAUGCCGAGCCUUUGAAUGUUCAACACAGUGCCAUCACACGAAAAUUUUAUUCGAAGCAUCCUCCUCCGAUCUCUUUGGAAGACUAUCUGAUGCGAAUACACACAUUUUGUCCAAUGUCAACAGCUGUCUAUCUUGCAACAAGUUCCUACAUACACAGGGUGGCAGUCGAUGAAAGAGCCAUACCUGUAACAAGGCGAAACUCACAUCGACUCAUAUUAGCUGGGUUACGUGUGGCUAUGAAAGCACUCGAGGAUCAAAGCUAUGCUCAUGCACGCUUCUCAAAAGUCGGAGGAGUUAGUGAACAAGAGCUUUCGAAAUUGGAAAUCAAUUUUUGUUUCCUUACAAAUUUCGAAUUUAAGACGAGCAAAGAAGCUCUCUUACAGCACGCGAUAAGUCUAAAGGAAUUAUCGUCUUUACAGGGGGGAGUGAAUUUCGUCCCGAAAAUGUCACUCUUAAAUAAGGGUAGACCAGGCAUGGCUGCACAAGAGACAGUGUUAGAAGUAACGGCGGAUGCUUAG